AUGUCAAGGAUAAAAUAUACGAAUCUACCCGGUCAACCACCGAAUAUUCAUCACGUCGUUAAAGAAAAAGAAAAAGGAAAAUUCGAAUGCGAUGGAAAUUUACCGGAAGAGGAAAAGAAAAAAUGUCAAACGGCUGAAAUAAUAAAAGUACCCCUGAGAUCACAGGAAUGUCCGAAAAAUCAUAAAAAAGAUGCAAAAGGAAGAUGUCGGCCAUCUUGGAAUUAA
Pediculus humanus corporis (human body louse) is the source of this 225-nucleotide messenger RNA. RefSeq lists its product as uncharacterized. NCBI's taxonomy places the organism in Eukaryota, Metazoa, Arthropoda, Insecta, Psocodea, Pediculidae. Bases 1 to 225 code for a protein of 74 amino acids. The transcript is spliced from 2 exons. The record is from RefSeq and is a predicted model, not a curated record.